Messenger RNA from Tripterygium wilfordii, 1422 nucleotides. Its product is annotated as F-box protein SKP2A-like. Lineage: Eukaryota; Viridiplantae; Streptophyta; Magnoliopsida; Celastrales; Celastraceae. Gene Ontology annotation, biological process: SCF-dependent proteasomal ubiquitin-dependent protein catabolic process. Gene Ontology annotation, molecular function: protein binding. The record is from RefSeq and is a predicted model, not a curated record. The transcript has 5 exons. Bases 180 to 1322 code for a protein of 380 amino acids. Gene Ontology annotation, cellular component: SCF ubiquitin ligase complex.
GCACGCGUCGCUAAGUAUUCUUCAUCUCCCGUACGUUUCUCCCUCUCUUUUCUCUCUCUAUAUGGUUUUUGUCUUAAAAGAAUACAGAGCCUGUGACCCCCUCGUCUCCUCCUUCAACAGGAAAUCAAAGACCCAAAAUUUAUCAUUCCAUUCGAGCUUAGAGGAGGGUAGAUUGUUGAAUGUUCUGGGAGAAGACUGAAAUGGAGGGUGCCGCCAGAUUGAGGGCUGAGGACUUGAAAAUGAGCUUUGAGAGUCUGAUGAGUCUUGGUGUUGAUCGUGCUAGUGAUAGGGGAGUGAAGAUGGAGGGUGUUGUAAUCACUGAGUGGAAAGACAUUCCUAUGGAGCUUUUGUUGAGGAUUGUUUCGCUUGUUGACGAUCGGACAGUGAUUAUGGUUUCAGGGGUUUGUUGUGGGUGGAGGGAUGCCAUGUGCUUAGGCCUCACACAGCUCUCCCUUUCAUGGUGCAAGAACAACAUGAACGACUUGGUUUUAUCGCUUGCUCCAAAAUUCACGAAAUUGCGAACUCUGCUUCUGCGUCAAGAUAAACCGCAACUCGAGGAUAAUGCUGUUGAAGUAAUUGCAAAUAGCUGCCAUGAUCUGGAGGAUCUUGACCUCAGCAGAAGCUUGAGGCUUAGUGAUCGCUCCCUGUAUGCCUUGGCUCAUAUUUGUCCUAAUCUCACUAAACUCAAUAUCAGUGGGUGCACUUCAUUCAGUGAUGAUGCACUUGAGUAUUUGUUUGCAUUUUGCCGGAAUUUGAAAGUCUUAAAUCUCUGCGGAUGUGUAAAAGCUGCAUCCAACAAAGCAUUGCAGGCUAUUGGACGUAACUGCUGUCAAUUACAGUAUUUGAAUCUGGGGUGGUGUGAGAAUGUGACUGAUAUAGGGGUGAUGAGUUUAGCAUAUGGAUGUCCCAAUCUCAGGUCCCUCGACUUGUGCAGCUGCGUCCUUAUAACUGAUGAUAGUGUGAUUGCUUUGGCAAACAGAUGUCCCCAUCUGAGAUCACUUGGGCUGUAUUACUGUCGUAACAUCACUGACAGAGCAAUGUAUUCGUUGGUUCAAAGUCGAGUCAAGAACAAGGAAUCGAUGUGGGAAUCCAUGAAGAGGAAAUAUGACGAGGAAGGAUUAAGGAGCCUAAACAUCAGUCAAUGCACAUCACUCACACCGCCUGCUGUUCAGGCAGUAUGUGAUUCAAAUCCUGCACUUCACACCUGCGCCAGGAGGAAUUCCCUCGUCAUGAGUGGUUGUUUGAAUUUGACAUCAGUGCAUUGUGCAUGCGCUGUCCAAGCACAUCGCACCUACAACAUGAUUUCGCAUCCUGCUCAUUGAGUGCUAGGAUGGAAAGAUUAUGCCUUGUGUACAUGUGUUCAUGGUGAUAACUGAAUAAAAGUAUAUUUGAAGUUGCCGGACUUUUUCUUCUUGUGUGGUA